CCCAGUGGCUCGUCUGUCUGGGCCCGCCCCCAAACGCUGCCGUGAUGGAGCGGGUUGGAUCUCCAGGUGCGGAGGCGGUGAAUGUGCCUUCUGGCGGCGCAGCCCGUGCUCGGAUCGAUGAUGACUCCCUCUAAAGCAUUCCUUGGAAAUCUGAACAAAAUGAGUGAGAACUCACUACCGUCUCCUCAUCGAAACUGAGGUCCAGCACGUGGCUGCCACCGGGGGCUGGGCGGGGAGGGUCCCUGGGCCUCGGCGCCUUUGUGUGUCAGCAGCCACUCGGGUGAGGUCUGGGGAAGGCGGCCGCCUGCCGGGCCCAGGAAGCAUGGGGAACGGCGCCCGGCGCUGGCCUCGGGGGAGAGGCCGCGCGCCCGAGCGUGCUGGAGAUCCCGGGCGGCCUCCCGCCGGCCUUGGGGGGUUUCCCAGGCCGUCCCGUGGGCCGAAAGUUGGGCCCGGCACCCGAGGCAAGUGUGCGGCCCUAGGGUCCCAGGGGGCGUCCUGGCCCAGGCCCGGCGCCCUUCUCAGGCUCCUGUGGGGAGACGGGAUCCCGGCAGGGUAGUGUUCUCUUUCUGCUCUGGGGACCCCUGAGGGCCACCUGCUGCAGGGGGUCUGUGGUAGCGGGGGCUCUUGGGAGGGCGGGAGCCUGGGAAACCCUGAGGGCGCUCCCCUGGGACGUCCAGGGAUGUUGGCCCGGAGGCUGGGGCUGGGUGGCGAGAUGGGGGCACCUGAAGUGGUGAGCGACAGGCGGGCAGAGGGAGCCUGCCGGGGACGUGGGUGGACAGGCCCACGUCUGGAUGGGCGAGGGGCUCUGGAGGAGGUGCCCUGGCCUCAAGUGGCAUGGCGUCAGCGGCUGUGGGAGGCCCGGGUAGGGAAGGACCGCGCGGGCAGGGGCGGGGCCGGUCUUGCAUGUGGCCUCUCCUCUGGGAGGCGUGGCUCCCCGUAGGGGUCUGGGGAAGGCAGCCGCCAGGUCCCUGGGCCGCGGCGGUGACCGCACCUUGGAGGGGUCCUUUGGGAGGCCACGGGUCGGAGUCCUUCCCGGUGCACGGUCUGCCUCUCACUGGAGGGUGCGAUGCCGAGCCCUUGGACGCCCUGCAGUGGGUGGUCUGCCCGGCACAGCGAGCCACCCGCGCCGCGUGGAGCGCUUCGCCCAGGUCACCGCGCGGGGGCCUGGGCAGAGCGGGGAGGUGGGCGGCCAGGCACCUCACUCAGGUGGCAGUGCCUGGGAGGCUGCUAGGGGCGGGUGUCCGGGUCCUGCCGCGGGCGGCCUCAUGGCGAGCGGAGACGGGAGGCCUGGGCUUGGGCAGCGGUGGCGGUGCCCUGGCCCCGCCAGCGACGGAGGGCUUUGAUGAGGCCCGGCGGCCGCGUGCUUGCCAGGAAGGCCCGGGGCUUGAGGCCCUGGAAGGCCUGGCCCAUUCAGGAGUCCCGGCUGUUUGGGGAAAUGUCCCACGACCUGUGGGGGUUUGAGCCGUGUCUCCCGCCCGCCUUGGGUGUCCCGGUUGGUGUGUGGUCGUGACUGGGACGGGCUUGGUGCGGGCGGGAACCGCCGGGUAGCGACCACGUCUUGGUCAGGGGGUUUCUCCGUACUGGUGGGCACGGGAACGGCUUCGGGGGUCUUACGGGCGCUGAGGGGAUUCCGCGUUACGGAGAGGUCAAGGGGAGUUGGUGGCCGUCACCCUUCGUCAGGGCAGGGUAGCAUCAGUGCUCCCGUGCUGGGGUUCCUGGAGACCCGGCUGGCAGGGACAGACUCUUCUGAGGGCAAGUGGCUGAUCUUUCGUCGGAUGGGCCCAGCCAAGGAGAGAAACCUAAGGCGCGCGCACGUGGUCGCCAGAGAAAGGGUGACAGCG
Molecule: messenger RNA, 1841 nt
Organism: Phacochoerus africanus (Common warthog)
Lineage: Eukaryota; Metazoa; Chordata; Mammalia; Artiodactyla; Suidae
Exons: 1
Coding region: 835-1461 (208 amino acids)
Source: RefSeq, a predicted model, not a curated record